UAAUCGAAUGAUAAGAUUUGGAAAGAAUUGAACCUAACUGUUCAUGACAGUUAAAGUGGAUAGAUACAGUAUUAAAUCAAACUAUGUUUGGAACGUGUCAUUUGAUUUUUCUUUGUUUUAUUAAGUUUGAAUAAUGUUUAUUAAAAUAGGAUAUAUUAAAAUGUUUCUUUUAUUUUGCGUCACAUAUUUUGUAUUUUUCGUACCAUGUUUAGCUAGUAAAGAACUUGAAGAACAUGGAGUUAAGUACGCUAAUCAAUGUGAAGCAUGUAAAGUCGUAGCUACAGAAUUAGAAGCAAGAUUAGAUGAAACUGGAAAAACGCAUGAUGUACUUGAAAUUGGAUAUUCCGUUGAUGAUAUUGCUCCUAAAAAGAGAAAAGAAUAUAAAAAAUCUGAAUUACGUUUGGUUGAAUCAAUGGAAAAUAUUUGUGAACGUAUAUUACAAUACAAUAUUCAUAAAGAGCGAACGGAUAGUACAAGAUUUGCGAAGGGAAUGAGUCAAACAUUUAAAACCCUUCAUGGAUUAGUAGACAAAGGUGUCAAAGUAGAAUUAGGAAUCCCUUACGAAUUGUGGGACAAUCCUUCGGUAGAAAUUACUACAUUAAAAUCACAAUGUGAAAAAUUACUAGAGAAUCAUGAACAGGAUAUCGAGGAUUGGUAUUAUAAUUAUCAAGGAAAAGUUCCUUUAAUGAAAUAUUUGUGUACAGAUAGAGCUCUUAAGGGACAGGAUGAUACGUGUCUUAAAGAAAAAGGUGAUACUAGAAAGAAUAUUAAUAAAAAAGAAAAAAGAAAAGAAAAGAGAAAUAUUAAUAUAAAAGAUGGAACGGAAAGUAAUAAUAAUAAUAAUAUAAAAGAAGAAUUAUAAUAUAUAAGUAACAUAAUAAUUAAAUGUACAUUAGAUUUUUUAUAUAGUUUUUUUUUUUAUACAUACUUUGUAAGAAAAUUAUUUUAAUUUAUUACGAUAAUUCGUAAACUGUGAAAAAUACAUCUAAUGUAAUAGUAAAUAAUUCAAAGAGGUGCCAUUUCU
Polistes canadensis is the source of this 1024-nucleotide messenger RNA. RefSeq names its product protein canopy homolog 3 (gene CNPYb). The coding region runs from base 134 to 862 and encodes 242 amino acids. Lineage: Eukaryota; Metazoa; Arthropoda; Insecta; Hymenoptera; Vespidae. The record is from RefSeq and is a predicted model, not a curated record. Gene Ontology annotation, molecular function: signaling receptor binding. The transcript is spliced from 4 exons. Gene Ontology annotation, cellular component: endomembrane system.